Messenger RNA from Pseudocercospora fijiensis CIRAD86, 1265 nucleotides. RefSeq lists its product as uncharacterized. Lineage: Eukaryota; Fungi; Ascomycota; Dothideomycetes; Mycosphaerellales; Mycosphaerellaceae. The record is from RefSeq and is a predicted model, not a curated record. The coding region runs from base 1 to 621 and encodes 206 amino acids. The transcript has 6 exons.
AUGCUACAAGACCCCCUGCGGGAGUGUGCGGCAGGUGGGGAAGACUUCUAUGGCGGAGGUUGGGCAGGCGCCAAGGUUUGGAAAGGCUUGGUCAAUCUGCCGCCAUACCUCACCCUCCAUCCUCCAUAUCCGGGACACUCCAUUGCUACAUCCAUGUCUGCUCUGCUUCGGGCGCCGCAAGAGCUUUUAACAUACCCUAGCAUAAGAUCGACCGAAAACCACGAUCGCGAAUCCAUCCAAGUUGCACUUUGCUGCGCUUCCAAAGCAUCCUUCGACCCCGCCGUAUCAAGACCAACCAGUCUAGCUGCAAGAAAGACCGGAAGCUGGACAAUGGCCACGAGAUCUCUGAAGUGGGAAUGUAAGAAUGCUACAUUGAGCACCUUCGCAAAUACCCAAGGACUUCGUGUUCUAGGAUACGUGGAGUUGGGAAAACGGGAAAACGGGUCAAGAUCACGCAAGAAUCUGGCCUUCGGCUUGAGUAUGAUCAACGAACGAAUGUGCAUCAGAUACUUAAUUUCUCAAGAUCAGUUUCAAGAUGGAAUGAAGGCCAACCGCGACUUCAAGACCACCAGAGAAAUUGUCGCUUAUACUACACUAUCUCCGGCCGUCAACCCGAAUUGAUUAUGCUCUCAAAUCCAAGAAGGUCCUGCCUCCUUGGCCUCCUUCGACGUCUACGCGGGCACCAGGCCCGGCAGUCGCGCAAGUGUACACGGAGUGACUCGGCUCACCACGCCGUCGAGCUGCUGCGGAGUACGACAGUGGAUCCAGCCACCGAGCUUAAAAUUGGAAUAGAAGAUAGGUGACAUACUUGGGCCGUAUGGCGUUGUCAUCCUGUCCACAAAUUUCUUCAGAAUGAGUGGAAAGGUGGUGAAGGGUCGACACUUGUGACAAGCCAAAAUCAGAUAUCUGCGUGUGGGAGCGACUCGUGGGCAGUGGAGUACCCACCUGCAGGUCCCACUUUGGCCCAUACUCCGUUCUGACCUCACAUGACACCGAUGCGGGCGAUUGCUGGGGUUAUCGUAGGGAGACCAGAGGCCCAAAGUUCUGAAACCAGACGGCAGGCUGUGUUGAAGAGUCUCAACCACAGACUUGUAUAGGUCGAGACCACCGCGUGACAAGAUGGUGAUGCUCUCCAAUGAGAUUGGCAGAGAGUAUCUAGCGAUUUUGAAGUCGGCCCAAGCCUUCUCACCUUUGAGUACGGCUUCAUCUAUUACCAACCUUCUGAGUCUCUCAAAUCCAUCACACGGAUGACGCAGGUGUGGUGU